Macrosiphum euphorbiae (potato aphid) is the source of this 639-nucleotide messenger RNA. Lineage: Eukaryota; Metazoa; Arthropoda; Insecta; Hemiptera; Aphididae. The record is from the annotation of a GenBank genome assembly.
AUGGAUUUACACACAGAUUACUUCGAAGAAUCGGGAAUCCCCCUUGUCCAGAGCUUUGAUGUAAUAGAUGAAGAGUUCCCCAUUUUCGAUGAUACUAUUUCAUCUGCGGACGAAAGUCAACUCGCCGCAGUGGAUGAAUCAUUAAGGUGGAUUAUCGAUGAACUACCAACGUUUCCUAACCUAGAAUUUUUAGUUAAUGACUUUAUUUCCGAGACUGAAGAUACAGUAACAUCAUAUUACGAUACUGAUCCUCCGCAUUUACAAACGACUGAUGAGGUGCAGACAAAUACAGAAACGCUUCCAACUGCAGAACCGCCUGUGGAGAUUUUAACAGAUACACAAAAUCUUGACAUUCCACACAACUAUAACACCCGUAGGGCGUGUUACAAAAAACAAAUAUCAAAUCUCUUUGCUCAAGAAAAAGAACUAUUAAACCGACUAAAAAAGAACCAGCAGCGACCAAAACCAAAAGAAGCACCGACUCCACACGGCCAAUGGCUUCAUACAAAGGAUUGGGUUCACAUUCACCUCCUCAGGUUUGAUAUACCCAUUAAAAAAGUCCCAAACUAUAAUCCUUUGAUGAAGCCACACAGAACUAGAAAGGCUCGUUCCAAAAAGCCAUCUACCACAUCACACUAA